Molecule: messenger RNA, 5153 nt
Organism: Grammomys surdaster
Lineage: Eukaryota; Metazoa; Chordata; Mammalia; Rodentia; Muridae
Gene: Tbcel
Product: tubulin folding cofactor E like
Exons: 9
Coding region: 406-1725 (439 amino acids)
Biological process (GO): protein folding
Molecular function (GO): alpha-tubulin binding
Source: RefSeq, a predicted model, not a curated record
AGGCCUAUUUCUGGGACUUGUUUGGUGCUGUAUACUGUUGACAUGAAAUACUCCUUUUUUAAUGAAAUCAGCAUGGCUCAGCAGAUUAGGUACAGCAAGGAUGACUUAGCAUGUUCCUGUGGCCCCAGAAACCCGAGCAAAUCCCCUCAGUUUCCCAGGCUGUAAAUACAGAUAAGGGUCAGUGUGUUUUUCAGAGAGUGGCUGUGUAAAGUUCCAGGCGUUAAAAUGAUUGCUAAUCUCGGCGUGGAGACAUUUGGUUUGGGGACGUGGCUUCAGGAGCAAACGUGUCUAACCCUGCUCUAAUUUGUGAGAGAGUCCCGUUGUCAGUCUGUCCUCUGAGGGAAGCAGGCAUGUAGAUGGAGGGAAACACCACUGGUGUGAAGCAUCUCUAACCAAGAGAACCGGAUGGUGAAUGGUGCAAGCCUCGGCCAAGACUUUUCAGAAAAGAAGAUGGACCAGCCUAGUGGAAGAAGUUUCAUGCAAGUAUUGUGUGAAAAAUACAGUCCUGAAAACUUCCCUUACCGCCGCGGCCCUGGGAUGGGGGUCCACGUCCCAGCCACUCCUCAGGGCUCUCCUAUGAAAGAUCGCCUCAACCUCCCGAGUGUGCUCGUGUUGAACAGCUGCGGGAUUACCUGUGCAGGAGACGAAAGAGAAAUUGCAGCCUUCUGCGCUCACGUGUCAGAACUCGAUCUUUCUGACAACAAGCUCCAAGACUGGCAUGAGGUCAGUAAGAUUGUGUCCAAUGUUCCUCAGCUGGAGUUUCUCAACCUGAGUUCCAAUCCUCUGAGUCUGUCAGUUUUAGAAAGAACAUGUGCUGGGUCCUUCUCUGGGGUUCGCAAACUUGUCCUCAACAACAGCAAAGCGUCAUGGGAAACAGUGCACACGAUACUGCAGGAGUUGCCAGAUUUGGAGGAGCUCUUCCUGUGCCUUAAUGACUAUGAAACAGUGUCUUGUCCCUCUGUUUGCUGUCAUUCCCUAAAGCUCCUACACAUAACAGACAAUAACCUCCAAGACUGGACUGAAAUCCGGAAGCUGGGUGUGAUGUUUCCAUCACUGGAUACCCUGGUCCUGGCCAACAACCACUUGAACGCUAUCGAGGAGCCUGCUGACUCCCUGGCUAGGUUGUUCCCUAAUCUACGAUCCAUCAGCCUCCACAAGUCAGGGUUGCAGUCCUGGGAAGACAUUGACAAACUAAAUUCAUUCCCUAAGCUCGAAGAAGUGAGAUUGCUAGGAAUCCCUCUUCUGCAGCCGUAUACCACCGAGGAGCGCAGGAAAUUGGUGGUGGCCAGAUUGCCAUCGGUUUCCAAACUUAAUGGCAGUGUUGUCUCAGAUGGUGAGCGGGAAGAUUCCGAGAGGUUUUUCAUCCGGUACUACGUGGAUGUUCCACAGGAGGAAGUGCCAUUCAGGUAUCAUGAGCUCAUUACAAAAUACGGGAAACUGGAGCCUUUGGCAGAAGUGGACCUAAGACCCCAGAGCAGUGCAAAAGUGGAAGUCCACUUCAAUGACCAGGUGGAGGAGAUGAGCAUCCGUCUGGACCAGACCGUGGCUGAACUGAAGAAGCAGCUAAAAACUCUAGUGCAGCUGCCCACGAGUAGCAUGCUGCUAUACUACUUUGACCACGAAGCCCCAUUCGGCCCAGAAGAGAUGAAGUACAGCUCCCGAGCGCUGCACUCUUUCGGCAUUAGGGAUGGAGAUAAAAUUUUUGUGGAAUCAAAAACAAAAUAACCUCUACCAGCCUUGUAAAAAACUCACAUAAGGACUUCCUGCAGGGUGUUUGUUUCCAGCGUGCUUUUCUUUAGGAGGAAGGACAUUUCUGUUUUGUUUUGGGUUUUGUUUAGCUUUGGAGGGGUUUUGUAUAUUUUCUUCCCCUAGAGUAGAUAGGUUUUUGGUAUUUUCUACCACAGAUUUUUUCAGCUCAGUUAGCAGACAUGGCUGCAUCUCCAGUCUUUACGUGAGCUAGCACUCGCUCGCUCGCGUGUUCUCUCUCUCUCUCUCUCUCUCUCUCUCUCUCUCUCUCUCUCUCCUACCCCCCACCCCCAAAGAUGACAGAGAAAUCACCGACUUCUUACUGUGUCGCUAGGGUUUUGUCAGCCACUGGGCUCUUUCCUGCUAAGCCCAAAGACAGCAUGGUCCCUCAGAGGGGUGAUGCACAGUGUUCACAUCCAGAGAUGGGGUCUUCCCUGGGAGGGUCUUCUCUGGUUCUUCCUUCCCUGCCCUCCUCCUCCUCCUCCUCCUCCUCUCCAUUCUGGGGUCUGGUUUUCAUUCUGACUUGUACCUGCUUACCUGGUAGUUUUACUCUGUUCAUAAUUUAACUUGGUUUUGUUAUUGUUUGUUUGGCCCCCCCCCCUCAUUCCCAGUUUUAAAUGGUUUUGAGAAUUUUAAGUGUUUUAGCCUGGUUCUGAUCUCAGGAACUCAGUUAGGUUUUAAAGAGACAUGAAUGGAGUGUUAAACGUAGGAGACUCGCUGUUCUCCUGGAAGCCUGGAACGGGCACUUGAGCCUCUCCACCACCACCCCACCCUGGAAGCCCCUCCAGUGUUAGAUCACUGUCACUCCCGUUACCUGGCACCCAGCCUGUUCUGGGGGUCUUUUCUUAAUGUUCAGCGAAUGUACUUCCUGACAGCUUUAUCACAUAAGCUAUUGGAAAUAACGAGUCCUGGGUACGAGCUCCUUAGCAGAGCCUCGGCUGAGAAGCUGGCCAGGCGAGUGAAGGCCGUGGUGGGAUUGGGGGAGAAAGAGCCUGACGCCUUUCCACCUGUGCGUCAUCCUUCUGAGUGAAGCCCUGUCCUUGUGCUCUCUAAGGUGUGAGAUUUUAAUCACGGGGCUGUGGUCCCACCUUUUUCUUGGGACUUUGUGAUGAUGUAAUUGCACAGCUGUUUUUGCUUUGUGUUUUAUGUCCCCUGUGGAAUGACUUUUGCCUGAUCUGUGAGUGAAUGUUCAGUGCCCCCUCGCCCCAGGUGGUUUUGCAGGAGUGUAUGUAAAGCACCUGACCUUUGACACUGGUCCCUCACCUACUCUUCUACUCUGAAAUCGUUCUUUGCCUUUCCAUUCUUUGUUAACCUGGUUAUUUUCAUUGCGGUUUGGUUUUGUUUUGGCUUUUAACAUUUGUUUCGUGAUUCCACCCCUCCUACAAACCUAAUUUCAUGUAGACUCUUUAGGUGACCCGUGUGACCUCUUCACGGAUGGGGAGUUGUAUUCUUUAAGUCCCUCCUCCGCCAUGUGGCAGGGGUUCUCUUGCCACUGCACUUCAGGUUCGGCCUCUCUGAAGCUGCUGGCCCGGGCCUCCUGAGGCAGGCCCGCAUUCACUGCAGCAUUAAGGGUGAAAGCCAAAGGGUUUAGAAGGAUGAAUGAAGCCAGUUCUCCUGCUGCAGACUUUGUCUCAGAAUCCUAAAAACAAGCAGUGGGGACCAGGCCAGUAUAGACAAGGACAGUUAUUUUGCAAUCGCAUUUUCUUGACAGAUUUUUGGAAAUAGAAAAAAAAAUGUGGCAACCGUGUCCGGCAGGUGAAGACUGUGGAUGCUUGGUGUGCAUGCGCGUGAGUGCGGAGGAGUGUGCAAGAGAAACUGUAAUGGAGACUUGCUCUGUCAGCCUGGGAAACAGUUGCACUCUUAUUUUUGAACUUUGGAGCCACUACGGUCCCAUGGCAGAAGGCAGAGUAAGCACUCACACUUCGGUCACAAUGAGCUAUUUUAUAUAUGACAAAGUUUUAUGAGAGGCUUUUUUACUCUUUGAAGCUUGUAUCUUCUGUUCUUACUCGACAGUGUUUAUCGGCUGCAGGCCUAAUGCUUUAUUACAGUUGCAUGUGAAAGGAACAAACCUCUCAUCCAAUCCAACUGGCGUAGGUAUUUUUAGGGCAUUGUAAUUGGUGGUUUGAAUCAUUGCCGAAUCAUUUCCAAUUAAGAAAAUCUUAAGUACAAUCCUUGGCCUUUUAGAAUUAACAGAAGCAAAUGAGGAAGCCGUUUCAGCAUUCGUGUUUCCAGAUUCAUUUGGGGGGCUGAGUAAAGAAGCUGGUUUCGAAAUCAAAUCGGUGCUGUGUAGACAUUUAUAACCAAAAUUAUUUUUAUAACAGACCCAGAAGGAGGAGAGAAGAGACCGCAGACCUUUGAGCCUGCGUGUUAUCCAUCAUGCCUGUCUGUAUUUAAUAUUGACUUCAUCAGAUUGAGUGGGAGCAUAUUGUUGACAGUUAGAAGGGAAAAGCUGUCCUCACUGGUAUUCCAGAGGUGUGCCUUCGGGCACAGCAGGUAGAUCAUGCCUUUCUAAAGCAGAAAUUCUUUUCAGUUGUGGGAAAGAAAGGAGUAACGCAAGAAAGCCAAAUCCAAACCCAGGGUCCUCCCUGUGGGCAGAGCUCUGAAGCUGUGUUCCAAACGGAUCUGUUCGUUUGAAUUGUUGAGGUAUCCUGGAUUGCUUUAAGGAGAAGGUGGGGGAGAGGCGUCCAUAGUUGCCUUUUUCUGCAGCCCGUUGCCAUGAAUGCAUAAGAUAGCAGCAGAGACGAGUGCCCUGUGUUCUCAGAGGCCCUCUGGUGAAGAUGAAGCCAUGUAGCAGAGGGCUGUAGUGCUACCGCCAGAAAAAGAAGGAACUACGUAAGGGAAGGAAGGGCAAAUGCAAUUCCAAUGGGGAUUUUUAGCCAUGCCACCCCACCAGCCAUGCUGGGAGCAGAGGACACUUGGUUGUGCAGUAUUGAUCACUAUGGGAGCCUUGCCACCAAUAGCUUUUCCUAACACACAUGGGUGUGGCUCUCCACACUGUAGCUUAGGCCCCCGGCCAAGUACAACAUGACUCCAGAAUGCUCUGUAGUUCUAUGUACUGUCAUUUCUGUUUAUGAAUUUCACUUUUCCCUUCAUCUCAUGUAAGACUGAAAUGCAAACAAACUGCUUUCAAGAAUGGCCGGAAGCUCUGUGUCCCCAAAUGUUGUUGUGACUCUACCGUUUUUCAUAGGUGCUUCCUUCAAAUGUCUGUUUAUUCUAGUGACAGAGAGAGGACUGGACUCUCAGGCCCUUUACAGUUGUCUCCUGCAGUUAAUGGAAAUAUAAAUAUAAAUAUAUAUAUAUUUUAUUUUAGAAUAUAAUUUAAACAUGAAGGUCUAUUCUUUGCACUUUUUAUUAAUAUAUAUAGAGAGAUAAUCUUUAAAAAAAAUUAAAAAUCCAAGUCCGUUUAC